GCUGUCAGAGAGACAUGAGUCGGACCGGCGAGAGGAGCUGAGAGGGAAAACACACACACACGCACAGAGGUUUUGAGUUGGAGGAAUUUUAUUUAUUUGGUCGAAGAGACCCGCGGCCAGGCCAUGGAUGAGCAUGCAGGGCCCGGUGUGUUCUUCAACAACAACAAUAACUCGGUGCUGCAGAGCGGCGGAGCAGGAAAGAGCGCUGUGGCCGAGGGGAGCGGCGCGGAGGCGGGCAGGGCGCAAUACAGCAUCCCGGGCAUCCUGCACUUCCUCCAGCACGAGUGGGCCCGCUUCGAACUGGAGAGAGCACAGUGGGAGCUGGAGAGAGCUGAGCUGCAGGCCCAGGUUGCGUUCCUGCAUGGCGAGAGAAAAGGCCAGGAGAACCUGAAAAAGGACUUGGUGAGGAGGAUCAAGAUGCUGGAGUAUGCGCUGAAGCAGGAAAGGGCGAAGUUCCACAAGUUAAAAUAUGGAACGGAGUUGAAUCAAGGUGACAUGAAGCCGCCAAGCUACGACUCCGAUGAAGGGAACGAGAAGGAUGCUCCUGGCUCCUUGAACAAUCAGCUGUCGUGGAAACAGGGCCGACAGCUCCUCAGACAGUACCUGCAGGAGGUGGGCUACACGGACACUAUCCUGGACGUGAAGUCUCAGAGAGUGAAGGCUCUGCUGGGGCUGAUGGGAGACUCCAGCCGGCCCAAUCAGGAGCCUCUGAUCAACGGCACGGACUCUGCGCCUAAAGGAGCAAACACAGGGAAAGCGGAGCUGUCAGAGUCGAGCGCUGUGCUCGAAGCAUUUAAGUUCAUUGAAAGUGCCACUGCUGAGUUCAGUGAUGAGGAUGAUGAUGAGGACAGCGACGGUAGAGAGAGGACUAUCGUCGAUUCACGAACGAUUGUGAGGAAGAAGCCGUCCUCGUCCUCUUUCUCUCCGACUGCUGAUGUGUGUGAUGACCUUGACACUGAGGACGCGCUGAAGGACUUUGACUUCCUGUCUACUACUGAGGACAUGGACACGUCACCGGAGUCCAGGAGUGCUGGAGACGGUACAGACUGGGAGAAGGACAAGCAGCAGCAUGGCACAUCUGAGGCCUGGGACGUGGAUCAGGGUCUGAUUACCAAACUCAAGGAGCAAUACAGAAAGGAGCGCAAAGGCAAAAAGGGGGUGAAGAGACCGAACCGCACUAAGCUGCAGGACAUGUUGGCUAAUCUGAGAGAGAACGAGGAUGCGAGUCCACUGCAGUCGUCAGUCAGUCCGCCGUCUCGACCCAAUGCCAACCGCUUCAUCGAACACGACAGCAGCCACACUGACGAAGUGGAGGCCAUCACGUUCCCUCCGUCCUCGGGGAAGUCCUUCAUCAUGGGAGGAGAGGUCACAGUGGACUCGGGGGAGCUGGGUCUGGGAGAACUCGCAGGACUCACUGUCGCCAACGAAGCCGACAACCUCGCUUACGACAUUGCUAAUAAUAAAGACGCCCUGCGUAAGACGUGGAACCCGAAGUUCUCCCUGCGCAGUCACUUCGACGCCAUUCGCGGCCUGGCGUUCCACCCCACCGAGCCAGUUCUCAUCACGGCCUCUGAAGAUCACACGCUCAAGAUGUGGAACCUGCAAAAAACGACGCCUGUUAAAAAGAAUGCCUCACUGGAUGUGGAACCUAUUUAUACGUUCAGGGCUCAUAGGGGUGCAGUGCUAUGUGUGGUGAUGAAUAACACAGGAGAGCAGUGCUACAGUGGCGGAGUGGACGGCACCAUUCAGUGCUGGAACACACCCAGCUCCAACAUCGACCCCUAUGACUCCUAUCAGCCGUGUGUCCUGCGUGGGGCGCUGUCUGGACAUACAGAUGCGGUCUGUGGUCUGGUACACAGCAGCGCACACCAGCGCCUCCUGUCCUGCUCAGCUGAUGGCACGGUGCGGUUAUGGAACGCCUCCAGUGCAGUUAUGGAGCCGGCCAUCGCAGUGUUCAACGAGAACAAGGAGUUGGGCGUGGCCUCUUCAGUGGAUCUGGUGUGCAGUGAACCCGCCUACAUGGUCACCUCCUUCACUAACGGCAAGAUCGGCCUCUUCAACAUGGAGACACAACAACUCGUGCAGAGCAUUAAGUCUACUACUGAGUCUGGUGCGUCCUGUCAGAUUAACAAAGUGCUGAGUCACCCGACUCUCCCCAUCACCAUCACGGCUCAGGAGGACCGCCACAUCAAGUUCUACGACAACAACACGGGAAAAUCCAUCCACUCCAUGGUGGCCCAUUUGGACGCCGUUACGAGCCUUGCUGUGGAUCCGAACGGACUGUAUUUGAUGUCUGGAAGCCACGACUGCUCCAUCCGCCUGUGGAACCUUGAGAGCAAGACCUGCAUCCAGGAGUUCACGGCGCACCGCAAGAAGUUUGACGAGUCCAUCCAUGACGUGGCGUUCCAUCCUUCCAAGUGCUACAUCGCCAGCGCUGGAGCCGACUCCCUCGCCAAGGUCUUCGUAUGAGCCAGGAACUGCCCGCUGCCUUCAGCCCCGCCCACUGGCAUGGACCGAGCAGUGAGUGACAGAGUGCCUGGAAUUGGGUCGGGGACCAAUCAACGGGAGUCUGUCUUCUCUCAGCCGCCUCCUCUCCUCUCCACUCCUCUCUUCACCUCGCGGCCUCAGCCUCCUCAGCCUUUCGACAGCGACCGGAGAUGGAAGAAGCGUGCUUCAGGGUGAGACUGUUCCCCCGAGUACCUCUUAUAGAAUCCAGGCAGGCCUGGGUGCUCUACACAGACACUUCCACGUGCAGGAACCUGCGCCACCAUGUGAUCCAGACGAAGAGGAAAUAAAGCUGCGCAGAAACGGCGUAACCGUGUAGCAUUAGCAACACUCCUCCUGUCUGAUUGAUUGAUUGUUUUUCUCCUUGAAGUGAAGAACCUCGUCGUACAGUUCCUCACCCUUGAGGAUCUGUGAAAUUAACGCGUGUGUCGUGGAGUACAUUUCCUCUUCCUCUUCUCUCGGCUUCCACGACUGAUACGCAAUAUUCUGCCUACCUUUCAUUCAUUUUAAAAAAGUAAUGUUGACAAAAUGUGCCUUUGCUUCAGAAAGGUCUUAAUUAUUUUACAGAUUUUUUUUGCUUUUUCACGAGGGCUUGGGAAAGGGACAAUGGGGCGAAAAAAAUCAGGCUGGGGAAGGACAACGGCAUUCGUUUUAACCGUAUAGGACACUGGAUGUGUAAUUACAAACGCGUAUUAAUAAACAAAUAUAUAUAUUUAGUCUUAAACCUUAACAUUCAGUGGGAAAUUGAGCUUUUUUGAUACUUUGUUGAAGUGUGUGUGUGUGUGUGUGUGUGUGUGUGUGCGCGCGCGCGUGUGGUAUGCAGUGAAUUUGCAGUGCUGGUUUUAGAAAACCCUAAUAAGUGAACCUCUUAUUGUCCAUAAUCGUUGGAUGCAGGUUAAGUUGAAGAAGUCGAGAUGAUCUCCUCCUGCCUACAAAUAAAACAUGGGUUUGUCAACGCGACACGGGUUUUUUUUUUUUUUCUUUUUUUUUUUCUUUCUUAGUAUUUUAUACAAAUCGAUUUUAUUGACCAGCUGUCAGACACUGAAAUGGACGCUGUGGGUUGAGAGGUCAGAAGUUCUCCAUGGUUUGGUUACAUGACCAUUUGCAGUUAAUUGCCAGACAAGGUGAGAUUUCUGCUGUUUUUUUUUUUUGAAUGCUCUGCAUGAACGGCUCCUGAAAUGUGAUCAGAAAUGGAUUAGAAAAUUCAUCUUUAUUAAUAAAGACUGUCUUAUUUAACAGACAACAAUGUUUUAGCGUGAUGUACUGUAUUUUCAUUUAAACAAGUGAUUUUAAAAGGGAACUGAAGGCAUACUUUUUAUCAAAAUUCUAUUUAUCUCGUUUUAUAAAUUAUUGGAAUGCAUUUCUGACAGCUAUUUUGUCACUGCUAUAGCAAGUUAUGAAUGUUUUGAAAUAUGCUCUGUAAUAUAUCAGUCUACGGUAUAUGUCAAAGCAACGGCCGUAAACGAGAUUCACUGAGACCUGUGCGAGACAUCGGAGGAUGGAAGUAAAACAUACAGCAGAAAUCAAAGUGACCAACAUCUGCCAAUGUUGUCAAAAGACACGCGCGCCCUCUUUUGAAUGCUGACGUAAUCAAGCCAGAAGUUUUCCCUGUGUCCGAAAUCGCUCGCUACUCACUACAUAUGUAGUGGGGACGCCAUUUUGUAGUGCUGUCCGAAACCUUAGCGAGGAUUAUUACACACUAUAUAGUGCACUCAAAGUAUCCCACGAUGCAUCACGAAAAGUAGUGUACAACCGAUGGUCACUAACCAAAGCAACAUAUCCUAUCAUGCAUUGUGGUCACACUGAAAGAAAUCAAAUUAAAAGUCUCAAAUUUGAUUUAACAGAAGGCAGCGGCAAAGAAGAAAGUAUUCAGCCUUGAUUUAAAAAAAAAAAAAACUGAAAGAUGCAGGUACUUUGAUUAAUGUGGGAAAUGUGCUCAGUAUAAUAUGUAUUUAUCAUAAAAAUACAUGCAUGUAUUUAUUAUUUUGAAAACCCACCAGCUGACUGAUCUGACACGUUUUAAUUGUGCGACAGUAAUGACGUAAAUACCAGCGUGACGGACUAGUGUCCGAAAGCAGUUUUGGUUUUUUUGUUUGUUUGUUUUCCCAUUUAACCAAUGGCUCGAAAUAUGGAAUAAUCUCCAUCACUGAUGAAGCUGGCAAAUCUCGAAAUUAAUCUAAAUUGGAAUAAUAUGGCGAUCUGGCCGCUGUGUAAACAGUUUUCAAAAUGGCGGUGCUGACACUUCAUGUUUUGAAGUCUCGCACAAGUCUCAUGAAGAUCGCGCGGAUAAGCGACGCCUGCCGUGGACCAAACGAGCUACAUUCAACAUGGCUAAAAACUGAACAGGCCGAUAAGUGUAAUAUAAUAUGCCAAUAUGAGUCACGAUAUAAGGUUAAUAAAGCCGAAAAUGUAAUUGAAUAACACGUUAAUUAAGAAAUAAAGCAAGUUUAAAAAUGACUUCAGUUCCCCUUUAAUCACAGAGCUGGAGAAAUCUGUAGAUAUGAGUACGUAGGUGAGUUGGAAUCAUUGGGGGCUGGAAAGCGGGGCAUACUUUCGCUCUAUCCUGUUUAUCACAGCAACAGUGGCUAUUUCGUUUGUAUCUGUGAGCUCAGGUAUGCAGAAGGGGGCAGGUAGUGCUUUACUCAGUGUGUGUUCAGAGAGCUGGUGGGUGAAUGCAAAUUGACCAAGACUGAAGAACAAAUAAACACGCAACUCCAGAAUGAUUGAGGGCUUUUUGUUUGGUUGGUUGGUUGGUUUUGUUUGUUUUUUAAAGUGUCUGAUAUGAAGUGACCCUCUGUAAGUCCCUCAUCUUACUUGAAUAAUCUCAUGGAAAUGAAUGGUUCAGGGGAAUAACUUUGAGGCUAAAACUGCUGAACAUAUUUGAUUUGCUUCAUGACCGAAACUCCAUUUUGGUUCUGAAAUAAAACCUUUUAAAAAUCUCUUCAUAA
Messenger RNA from Neoarius graeffei (lesser salmon catfish), 5453 nucleotides. Its product is annotated as striatin-like. The record is from RefSeq and is a predicted model, not a curated record. The coding region runs from base 124 to 2469 and encodes 781 amino acids. Gene Ontology annotation, molecular function: protein phosphatase 2A binding; calmodulin binding; protein-containing complex binding. NCBI's taxonomy places the organism in Eukaryota, Metazoa, Chordata, Actinopteri, Siluriformes, Ariidae. Gene Ontology annotation, cellular component: dendrite. The transcript is spliced from 18 exons.